AUGAAUUGGCGUCUAGGUUCCUUCCUACUAUGUCUGGGCUACGCUGGAUCGGUGUGGGCCAGCGGUCUUGUAGCUGUCAUAGACUCUUCGCAGAUUGAUCCUUGUGCCGCUAUCGCGAACAAGACAUGGGUCUCGCCUCAAGAUGCUCGUGCAUGCUUCAGUUCUUUUCCAGUGGUUCCCGAUAUCAAGGCUAAUAUCGUGGACGUGCUCAACAAGUCCCUCGCAUUCCAUACUUCAGUGAAUUACCAGCGUCAGGCACCAAUUCCGUUCGAAGACAUUCAUGAGGACGUACAUGCAGACUUGGCGCGGGUAUCAUCACAGGACCAUUCCUCAGACUUCGAUUUGCACGUCGACCUAGUACAGGCCCUCAAGAGACUCGUAGACGGGCACUGCUUCUACAUGAACCUGUGUUAUGACUCCUUAUAUACAACGUAUCUACCGAUCCCAUUGGUCCUUUUGACAGAUGAACUGGACGUGCAACAUGUCCACAUAGCACCGGAAGCCUUCAAAGUCUCCUCUGGCGAGUUUGGCGAAGAGCUGGACUUUUGGCAGGAUGCACUUCCCGAAGACCUGAGAGGAAAGCUCGAGUUACUGUCAGGUGCAGAAGUACUAUCCAUUGAUGGUGACGCGCCAUUCGUUGCCGUGAACGGGAGCGCUGUCCAGACUGGGCGGAUGCAGGCGUUUGGUACACGUCAAAACAUGUUCUUUGCAAGCUAUGGCCGGACUGAGUCUGGCUGGGUGUAUUACUUCGGGGACUUCGCCGCCCAAAGUCUGCCUCUGAGGGACUUGGUAACCUUGACGCUGCAGAUGCAGAACGGCAGUGAUGUGGCAUUCGCGAACCUUCCGUACCGCUCCCGUCUAUCGUCAGCCGUAGAGCCGUGGACAAACGCAUCGACUUUCUGGGCAAACAACUGCCUGGCCACAAACUCCACUAACGGCGUCAACCUCUAUGCGCAGCCUAACAUUAUCGUGGAGUCCGGCGAACGACAGCAACAGCCCUUCACCAACCCAGCGCUCGCCAGGUCAACACGGCGAAAGCAUCACAAGAACGAGUUGGUUGAUGCAUCGCUGGCCCUGAACAUCGAAUUGCCAUCCGAGAUGGCACCCUCGUCUCCGCUCAAAGGCAGUUCAGGCGUUUCGCAGUUCUACAUGCUGAAUGCUACUGUGACGGACACGCCGACGGGCGUGUUGAUGCUGGGCAGCUUCUCAGCGAGCUCAUUCGACGACCUUCAGUCGAGUCUUUUGAUCGGGUUGCAGAACUUGAAGGAGAAGGGUGCUGAGCAGUUGAUCGUCGAUGUGGCACAGACUUGGACAGGAUACAUCUGCAUUGCCCAUUGGCUUCACCGUAUCAUCGCGGGUCCCAAGGACACGACUAUCCCGCAAGCAGGUCUUCAGACUCAGACACGAGCCUCGCCAUUGGCCCAGCUCAUCGUAAAGAAUAUCGCUAGUGGAGCCGACCCUGAGAACCUGCUCCUGUACAACCCGCUGAACUGGGAAUACGCAAACAACACGCCCUUCCCUGGCACUGAGAAUUGGCUGCAGCCGCCUGUCAAAAAGACGGUCAAUGGCGUGGAGGAUACGUUCAGCCAGAGGCUGGGAGACGAGUGUCAGCCAUUCGAGAUGGACCCUCCGGCAGAGCCAUUAUUUGACGCGAAGAAAGUCGUGAUCAUCAGUAACGGACGGUGUGCCAGCUCAUGCUCGCUGUUCAGUAUUACCAUGGCCAAGGGAGAGGGAGCCACGACUGUGGUGGUCGGCGGCAAAGAUGAUAUCCCACAGCAGUAUUGCGGCGUCGUCGGUGGCCAAUCAAUCCGCUUCCCUAACAUCGAUACCGAGAUUAAGACUGCUGGAUUGAAGAAUCACACCCUCGCGCCUCCAGACUUCAUCACAAACAGCCUGCAUGGCAUUACAUGGAGGCUUGGGUUCGGUAUUGACGAUCCUCGGAGCCGGAGGGUAAAAUGGCAAGACCAUCCUGCCGAUGUCAACUUCCCGCUGACUGCGGACAUCGUGAACAAGCCAACCGCUAUCUGGGAAGAGAUCGCAAAGACGCUCUUGUGA
Fomitopsis serialis is the source of this 2055-nucleotide messenger RNA. RefSeq lists its product as uncharacterized. The transcript has 16 exons. Lineage: Eukaryota; Fungi; Basidiomycota; Agaricomycetes; Polyporales; Fomitopsidaceae. Bases 1 to 2055 code for a protein of 684 amino acids. The record is from RefSeq and is a predicted model, not a curated record.